Molecule: messenger RNA, 1506 nt
Organism: Cryptomeria japonica (Japanese cedar)
Lineage: Eukaryota; Viridiplantae; Streptophyta; Pinopsida; Cupressales; Cupressaceae
Exons: 2
Coding region: 1-1506 (501 amino acids)
Molecular function (GO): protein binding
Source: RefSeq, a predicted model, not a curated record
AUGGCAGAUUUCCGUAAGCGCAAAAGGGGCGCAAAAGAAUUGUUAUCCCCUGGUUUGCAGGAGUGGCGUUUGGCUUCUGUAGAUGAAGUGUUAAAAAAGGAAAAUCUUGCAAAGAUUAAAAAAAAUGGUAUCCUCAAUUCGUGGGAUACUGCACGCCUUCUGAAUGGAUGCGUGAGAGAAAAAUAUAGUGCUGUCAAACAGUACAGGCCCAACUUGGAGGACAUGCUACUAAUUAAAACAGAAGAAUCAAGACAUUCAGAUGGUUCUUUCCGUGAGAAUAUGUACUCUGGAGAUUCUGGAGGGAAAGAAAUCUCAGGAGUUAAAUGGACGACUAAAGAAGGUAUAGCAGCUAUAUUAUUAUCUGCUGAGGAUAAAAUCACCGAAGCUAUAUGCUUCGUCUUAUACGGUAUCGUUCAGAAGAAGGAUGAUGAUGGACAGCGUGCAGAAGAAUUAAACAAGUUGACGAAAUGUCUCCAGGAGAAAUUCGGUAAUGGCAGAACGGUAUUGCAUUACGCAGUAGAUCAACCAUACAACAAGAAACACGGGGAGUACGUUGCCAAGAAGUUGAAGGAUGAUUUUAAAGGUGACAAAAGUUUGAUAAAAGCUGCAGAUAGAUUCGGGAGGACUGCUCUUCAUAUUGCAGCUUUCCAUGGUAAUACCAAAGUUUGCAGAAUUCUUAUUGAAGAUUGUAAGAUUGAAGCGGAUGGAACGGAUAUAAACAAGGAAACUGUACUGCACUUUGCUGUAAAGGGCAAACAAAAAGGCGUAUUGGAUUACUUGUUGCCUAAAGUGCAAAACAUAAUAGGUUCACCAGACGCCCAGGGGAGGACAACUCUUCAUAAAGCAGCUGUUCAGGGUGAUGUAAAAAUGAUCGAUGCUCUACUGUUAAGUAUAAGCGAGUCCAAAGAUAAAGAGGAACAGCUCACUUUUAUCCGCCAAUCUGAUUUAUUCGGUCAAACAGCUCUUCUAGAAGCGGCUAGAGGAGGCCAUGUUGAAGCGGUGGAGCUCCUUUUGAAUAUGGGAUCUCGGCCUCUUCAUGAACGCAACUCUGAUGGCAGAACUGCUCUUCAUUAUGCUGUGCAACUCUCUGAAAAGAACGAGGCAGAAAGGAUGGCUAGUUUACUGUUGGAUCGUUGCGCAUCUGACGAAGAGAAAUCGCUUCUGCUGUGGGCUUCGGCAACAGGUAGCGGUACAGCAGAACAAGCAAGUCCAGAGUCUUCAAAAGUACAGAAGUAUCUUAAAGAAAAGAGAGAAGGCACCACAACAACCGAGCAGGAUUUGUUAUGUACCGCGAUUAAGCUGGGGCAUGAUAAGAUAGCAUGGGAACUCGUUAAAAGAGGUGCUAAUGCAGCUGGCUUAAGUAAACGCUCUAGGAAGCCUGAGGAAAGACAGCGCGUCGAAAAUUGUACGCUUUGCUCCAAACCCCUUUCUUCUUCAUGUGCUUACAUCUGUGAUUUACAUCUAUUAAGUUUUUUAUCCCUUUUAUAUUCAUUGAAAUAUACCUAA